AAAGGGAAUUGCAGAGGCUUAUAGAGCUAGAAUCAAAGGCAUAUAGGACUUCUUCUGAUUAAGUUUGCUCCUAACUUCCAAGAAAUAUUCAGGAAAGAAAGAGGAGCAGAAACAUCUUUUAGCUGAUCCUCAGACUGCAGCAAUGGACCUACGUAAACAACUGGAGAAUACUGAGAGAAACUGGAAUAAAGAGAAGAUGGAACUGCUGGAGAGAUUUGACAAUGAAAGAAAGGAAUGGGAAUGCCAAUGGAAGGUCAUGCAGAUGAAGAUAGAAGAGCUUUACCAGGAGGUAAAACUUAGGAGGGAGAACAAUAUGAAUGCCCAUGAUAACAAGGCCAUUCAUAGCAAGAUGCUGCAGCUGUCAGUAUAUUCUCCUGCUUCAGAACAGAAUGACACAGCAGAACUGAACCAUGAACACAAAGCAAAUGACAGGAUGGAAGGAGAGAGUUCACUCAGUAAAACAGGAGAAGAGUGGAAAGACACUAGAACCAAGAAGAAAAACAGUGCUUUAGUAAGGGACAAUCUGACCUUUGAGGACCCUGAGGAAUCUGAAGUCUGUCUGAGCCUGAAAACUCCUAAGGAUGCCAAGAUUUCUACCAGUGAUCUCAAUGUAGCUCUUAAAGAACUUGCUAAAGUCAGUGAAGAAUUAUGCAGCUAUCAAGAGGAAAUUCGAAAGAAGUCCAACCACAGAAGAAUUAAGUCACUUUCUUUUCUGGGAGAAUCUGAAGAAAUGCAAAACACAGUAAGUAUGCCUGAAAGGAACCAUGUGUUCAGCAAUGAACCUCAAAUGGCUUCACUACCUUUUGAAAUAGAGGAACAAAAUAACAGAAAGAAUCUGAUGAGCUCCAACAGGAGUGUGAGCUCCAGUAGUACUCUUACUGGCAGUGGAGGAAUAGACUUCAUGCCCUGUCAAAGGAAAGAAGCCCCACCUGUCCCUCCACGAAGCACUUCUCGGCAUCUGACCAACUCGCUCUCUGCGAUUGUACAAGUUUCCGAAGUACCAACGAAAGAUUCAGGCAAAAGAAGUAACGGGAGACUUCAGGAGUGCAGGAGUGAAAAAAACAUCAUUAAAACUUGUGCAAAACAGAAUAACACUCCAGGGGCAUGUGUAGAUGAAGGAAAGUCUGUGAAAGGCCCCACACUGGUGACUGCUUCAGUAGAUGUAGCCAAUAAAGAGAGAGUCUCUGAUUGCAAUCGACUGAUAAGCUUUUGUCACAAGACGUGGGGAUGUGAUGUGGGCAAGUUUGGAAAAAGUACUAAGAAUGGGUCUUCCCCAUUGUCAGCCCAGAAAAGCUGUUCAGAUAGCAAUAUGGUGCCAAGUGAGAAAACACACCAGAGAUACUAUCCUACACCUCAACAUGGUCUGCAGCACAGUAGUGACUUUUAUGCUCCUACAACACUGCACGAUGACCAUAUAGGAAACUCUGAAUAUAGUCUUGAUAAGACCCAAAGAAAUGAGACAUUGGCAGCAAAGAUUGAUGAGUUUAAUAGGACUGUAUUUCAUACAGAUAAACGCAACAUUUCUUUUCAGGAAAAUACAAAGCUUCAAGCACUAUCGUCAGAAAAUCAGAAACCUGGUAGCCCACAGUGUGAUUCUGUUGUUAACAGAACAGAAACUGUAAAUCCAGCUUGUGACUCAAAUCCCAGGCUCACCACAGCAAAGGAGAAGGAAUCCUUCAAUCCCAACAAAACAGUCAAAACAACAGGGCGAGAGAAGCAAAUAAAUGGACUUCCAAGCAGCAGUGGCUAUCGGCACAUGUUUCAUGAGCAUGACUGGAGGCCAAGUAAUUUAUCUGGUCGUCCUCGUUCAGCUGACUCAAGGUCAAACUAUGGUGUUGUUGAAAAGCUUUUGAAAAACUAUGAAAAAUCAACAGUGACUUCUCUGUGUGAGACAAAAGGCUGCAAAGAUAAGUGGACACAGUCAGAAUCUGAGUGUACAGAUCGGGGAUUAAACCAGUAUUUAGAAACACUCCAGACAGAGCAAGGAAAGCAAGAGCUUCAGAAGAAUUCAUCCAGGCAUAUUGGACAGCAGAUCAAACAAUAUCUGUGCCAGCUAAAUAUUCAUCUGGAAAAGGCUUCUCUCGGCCAGCUCGACCAGCAAACCGACGCUUACCUUCUAGAUGGGCGUCCAGAUCACCAUCAGCACCACCUGCUCUACAACUUUCCGGAUGCUUUAGAAGAAAACAUUGAAUCUAAUUGUGCAAGUCCCCAAAGUAUCUUUGCAAAUUCACCUUUAACAUGCCUCUGUGGUGCUAAAGCUGAAGAUAAGAUACCUCUUUUAGACCCCAAAUUGCAGUUUUACUUCUUCAUUGCAGCACAUUGUUGCAUAAGUAAAUACAAAAUGAUCAAUGCUCAUAUUUUCAAAAUUAACAUUGACAAUGAAACAGCACUGCACAGGGAAGAGUCUUUUAGUACCGCAAAGUACGGGCAUUCCUAUAAAGUGUCAUGUGAUGAGUAUUUUGCUCCACUAUGCUAA
Molecule: messenger RNA, 2476 nt
Organism: Alligator sinensis (Chinese alligator)
Lineage: Eukaryota; Metazoa; Chordata; Crocodylia; Alligatoridae
Product: KIAA0408 ortholog
Exons: 9
Coding region: 143-2476 (777 amino acids)
Source: RefSeq, a predicted model, not a curated record